Molecule: messenger RNA, 696 nt
Organism: Cetraspora pellucida
Lineage: Eukaryota; Fungi; Glomeromycota; Glomeromycetes; Diversisporales; Gigasporaceae
Source: the annotation of a GenBank genome assembly
AUGUCUUCGCCAGAGGAGCUCAACUUCGAAUCUGGAAAUGUAAAAUUAUCUUUAAUACAAUAUCGAAAUACGUUUAAUCAUGGCACUACAGUAUGGGAUUCUUCUGUGAUAACCGCUUAUUAUAUGCAAAGCCUCUUAAAUUCAUAUAAUCCAAUUAAAAAAAACAUGACUUGCAUAGAACUAGGUAGUGGUUGUGGUCUAUUAGGUUUAGUGAUGUGCUCUUUAGGAUUUGAAACAACUUUGACUGAUUUAGCUGCCGUCGUAGAUGAUGUAUUAAAAGAAAACGUACGACGUAACUUAUUUAUUUUCAAUAAUCAACCUCAAAAUAAUGAAAAUUUUCAACAUAAAGCUUACGUUAAAGUAUUAGAUUGGACAACACAACUUUCUUCCGAUUUUACUCCCCCAUAUGAUUAUAUCGUUGCUUCUGAUUGUAUCUAUUCAUUGGACCUAAUUCCUUAUUUUGCAAAAUGUUUAUAUGAUCUUUCUGGCGACAAAUCCGUAAUCGUUUGUGGAAUGGAAAGAAGAGAUCCGAUUGUUAUAGAUAACUUUUUGAAUGAAUGUAAGGAAAAAUAUUCUUUUAAUAUUUCUAAAAUUCCUGUUAGCAAAGUAAAGAAAAUAUUAAAGAGAAUCAAUAAUUUGAAUGACGAAAAGUUAACACAGGUGGAGAUUUAUAGAUUAAAAAAGAUCGAUGUUUAA